Molecule: messenger RNA, 548 nt
Organism: Triticum dicoccoides
Lineage: Eukaryota; Viridiplantae; Streptophyta; Magnoliopsida; Poales; Poaceae
Exons: 2
Coding region: 60-380 (106 amino acids)
Source: RefSeq, a predicted model, not a curated record
CCCAGGGUUAGAAAUAUAGGUAGCACUCAAAGAGCAAGAACAACUUCUUGUUUAUACCCAUGGCGAACCAGAGCAACAUCGGAAACCUUGGGCUAGUGACGGCUGUCACUGUUGUUUCAACCAGCAUCAUUCUCAUCUCCUUCCACCUCAUCCGCCGCCUCAAGGAUGAUACCAAGCUCAAGAAUAUCAUCGCGCAAGAACAACAGAGCAAGACGAUCAAGAAGGAGAUGAAGUUGACGGAUGACGUGUUGGCGUAUCUCUCGCCGGACGACAAGGAGUUCGCCAGCUGGCUAGAGGGUAUGAUCACAACUGGUGGCCUCAUGCAGUCACCGCUACGAAGGGUCCCUCGAUUCGACAAUUUGGUAGACGCGCUUAAUUAAUUAGCUUGUAUUGCAGCUAGUUGGGCAACAACAAAUUAAGCAACAUUUUGUGUGCACGUCCAGUUAAGUUAAUUAUUAUUACCAUAUCAUUUAUAAUAAUUAAGGUGUUUAAUUCGGGACGCAUCAAGAAUGGACGAUGCUCGGGGACUCACUACAAUCUUGUGACAA